UGCACGAUCAAUCACCGGCGACCGGAGAUGGUCCCGGAUCAGCGGGGACGCGGACUCCGGCGUCGAGCGUCGUCGGUCGGGGAGGCGUCCAGCGGAAGAUGGACUCGCUCCAGAGGAAGAUUGCUGGCGGCGGAGAACACUGGCCCGGCGCAGUCAGUCGAAGAUUCUCGAGGCGAUCGGCGGAGGGCGGAGGGUUUCAGUGCGAGGAAGAAGCGGGAGGCAGCGGGCAGCGAAAGGGUGCUGUCCGCGGAGGAAGUCGCCUUAGCCGCCCGGCCGCUCCCUCCCCAUGCUCCCUUCCCCAAAUCUGGCCAACAUGAUGACGUGGUGGCUUGGAGUGAAGAUCUCAUGAAGCUCGGAGAUGAAGAUACUAGCCUUCUGACCCUUAGAGCGGUCAGGGGCACUAAAUCCGUGAAAUCUGCAAUGAGCUUGGAUGAUAGAGACAUGAUCCUGGAUGUGGCCUGCUCUGUUGUGAAUGUAUCAGCUACCGAGCCUGAUGGAAAUGUGGUUGUAUACUGCACUGGCAUCAUCACCGAGUAUGAUGAGGUUGGUAAGUGCGCAAAAAUCUUGUCUUCUUCUAGCAUCAUGUGAAGCGAGGAGGGCGAGCUGCGUGACCCAAAUCAGAAGACUUGCAUAUGUGGGCCGGUAAUUGACAAUAAUGGCGAGGUUAUAGGGCUGAUUACCUCACAUCUCCCACAAUCAGCCAUUUUAUCUUUCUCCAUAGCGAAAAAGUGCAUCCAGAUGUGGAAUAAAUUUGGGUAUGUUCCUAUAUUUUAUCGUUUAUAACAAAACUAUAUCAAGGAGACUUUUAGUUAAUGACUAUUCCCAUCCAGAAUUAUUUGGCUCUAGAAUAUCGAUUAGUCUGUGGAACUGGCUUAAUAGAGGUCCAGCAAGGAAUCGUCCCCUGAGUCUUGGUUGGACUUAUCGUCUAGAAUAGGGAGACUCUGAAUCUGUUUGAAUUAUUUGGUAGUCCUAGCAACCAUGAAUACCAUAAGCAUAUUUGCCCAUUUGACUAGGACAUUAAUAGGCUAGAUACCUACUACAAUUUGUGCAAUAUUGACCAGACAUCUGUGCAAGACUGGGAUCCAACUAAUUCUAAGCCUAUUGCCUAAGACUAGCACAAAACUAUUGGUCCGACUGUAACGCCCCGAGACCGAUGUGCCAGGUGUCUUCCAGUUAUUCAUUGUCGUUGCCGUGUCAUGUGCUUACGUGUUGCAUCUUGUCAUGUCAUCAUGUGCAUUGCAUCAUCAUGUUUUCAAAACUUGCAUCCGUCCGGGUUUCCCCAGUGCCAUCCGUUGUCCGUUCUGAGCCCACACACACUUGCACGCGCCCGCGGCAUGUCCGAAAUAUUAUUUUAUAAGUGUCCGGAAAAUGUUUUCAGAAUGGGAUGAAAGUCGGCGUGCGGUGUUUUUAUGUUGUAGGUAGGCCGCCUGUCAAUUAUGUUUUUAUGUUGUAGGUAGGCCUCUUGUCAAUUUUCGUCGCAUUCGGAGUUCGUUUGAUGCCCCAACGAUUAACUAUAGCGGCAGUAUAGCCGGUCUAACGUCGGACGUUUUUCGGUCUUCGAGAAACUGCUGCCGGGUCUCUCUCUCUUCUCUUCUCUCAGCUCGAGCCUUUCUGCACAGCCCACUAGCCCACCUAUCUAGCCCCCCACCUACCUCUAGCCGCCUCCCACCUCCAUUUCCGCGCCGCACCACCCCUACCUCGCCACUUGGCGCCGCCUGUGCGGCCAGCGCCGCCGCAGCCGCCGCCCUCCACCACCAGGAAGCCGCCAUGUCGCCCCUGGCCUCCUCCCACCUCCCGCGGCCCUGCCAGGCCCGAGAGGGGCCCGCGGAGCCCAUAUGCCGCGCGCGCCCGGCCUCCCGCAGCAUCCUCGAUCCCGACCUGGAUCGAGGGAGUCUACCCCCGCCGCACCAUCUCCUCGCUGCCGGAGCCCGAUCCCGAGCAUGCUCCUCGCCGGCCGCCUUGAACCCAGGUCACGCCGCCGUCGCCAUUUCCUUUCCUCCCCGUCUCUCUUUCUCUCCCUAACCCCUCUGCUCUCCUCCUUGGUCAGCGCCGCCACCAUGGCGCCUAACCCUCGCCCUCGCCGGGAAUGGGUCCCCGGAGCCCGAUCCGGCCUCCACCACUCCAGAUCCGUCGUCCCCGUCGAUCCCCUACCUCUCGCCGCCCGCCAUCGCCAUGGAUCGCCGCUGGCGCCCCUGCCAUGGCCUCGCUCGACCUCCUGUUGAGGGAGAUGACGAGCACCCGCCUUCACCUGACGUGGGCCGCAUCCUGCGCGAGGCCCAGCGCCAGCCCCUCCUCUCUGCUGGGCCGCCGUGCCAGAUCCGGCCCAGCCCCGCAGCCCCAAGCCGGCCUCCUCCCCACCGAAUCAGGCCAAGCCCAUGGGUGAGCCACCCCCCAGCGCCCCCCUGUUGUUUUUUCCCUUCCUGCUAUGGGCUUGCCCCAGAUUCGGCCCGAUAUGUUUUUUUUCGGGUUCUGCGAAUUUGUCUAUUAUUCCGGAGAUUGCUGUUUUACAGAUUAGUCCCCCUAGUUCAUGCAUUUAAUAACUCACUAACCGUGCAUCGGAUUAAAAUGUUUUAUAUAUG
Molecule: messenger RNA, 2579 nt
Organism: Triticum aestivum (bread wheat)
Lineage: Eukaryota; Viridiplantae; Streptophyta; Magnoliopsida; Poales; Poaceae
Exons: 4
Coding region: 28-588 (186 amino acids)
Source: RefSeq, a predicted model, not a curated record